AUGACGGGCUCGCAGCAGGACGACGACCUGAGGGACGCCCCGAACCCGGAUAUUCCUGUGGCAACAACCAGCUUCAGGCGCCUCUUACCGGCCGGCACUGGCCCUCGCGUUGUCUCGACGGAACGCCUCUUUCGACGGCAGAGACAGACUGUUCCGGCGGCUUGCUUGGAGUGCCGCAGGCGAAAAGUUAAGUGUUCCGCAACUCGACCGAUCUGCUCGCGUUGUUCGAUUCAAAAUGUUGAAUGCGAGUGGGACACGGAGCCCGAGACGACUCGCCGGCGAGCCAUUGUCAACCGGCUCGAAGAACUCGAAAAAGAAAACAACGAUCUCCACGAAUUGAUCAGGGACCUUUCUUCACGGCCUGAAGCAGAGGCAAACGAAAUAUUCAAUCGACUACGAGCGACGGGCGACGCGUUUCACGUUUUGGACCUCGUCCGGGUGGGGGACCUCCUCCUCGGGAGACAACCAAACGAGGCUGAAAGUUCCAGUGAGAGGAGGACAAAAUCGAGUCCGGUAUCUUCCAAGUCGAAUUCUGUUAAAGAAACCGCCGACAUGAACGCGCUACAUCGAGAAGAUUGA
This is a messenger RNA of Colletotrichum orchidophilum, 579 nucleotides long. RefSeq lists its product as uncharacterized. Gene Ontology annotation, biological process: regulation of DNA-templated transcription. Gene Ontology annotation, molecular function: DNA-binding transcription factor activity, RNA polymerase II-specific; zinc ion binding. The coding region runs from base 1 to 579 and encodes 192 amino acids. The record is from RefSeq and is a predicted model, not a curated record. Lineage: Eukaryota; Fungi; Ascomycota; Sordariomycetes; Glomerellales; Glomerellaceae. The transcript has 2 exons.